CACAUUGUUUGACAGACCUUUUUGUAUCAUUUGUUCAUAGCACAGUUGUUUUGACCUAUUUGAACCCAAACUAAUACUUUAAACAGCACUUAAUACAGCGCUGUAUUAUGCUGCUGGACAUUACGUUUAAUGUACUGUUAAUUACUAUUUUAUAUUGAUUAAUUCAUUCAUUUAUGUGGGUAACACUUCAAAAUAAUCGUCUGUAAUCCAUGGUGAAUUACGUAUGGAAUAAUUUAUCAGCAUGAUAAAUUCCGUGUCUGCAAUUCAUCAUGAACGAUCUGCACAGGUUGCAGCAGCCCUGGAAGAACGCGCAUCUGUGCAGAACUGUGCAGAUCUUGUCGGGUAUUAUUGGCUGCAGACUAAACCGGGCUUGAUAGGCUAGUCUCCCUGUCGAAGCAAGGGCGGGAUCGCGUUGAGAAAGAGGGCGUUAUGAAAGUGGAUACUGAAGUAGCCAUGUCGGCUCUGACUCAGUUGUGUUUUGCUGUGCAAUAAUGUCCUGUCGUGGAUCUCAAAUGGCGCCAGUUUCGUCUCUGUGCUUUGUACUGCGCAUGCUCAAUGAGCUUUGUGUGUCAAAGCUGCUCCUCGUGCGUUGUAGUUUGUUUGAUUUAUUAACAGAUUGGAGUGUUUUUUUUCUUAAUUUAUUAAUCUAUAUUAAUGUUUUUAGUUAAAGUGACGGUUUAGAUGUGAAAAGGAAGUCUUGGGAUCGAUUAAAGAAAGAAACAACGACAGCUAACGCCGACUGCAGAGAGAGAGAGAGAGAGUGAGAACGGAUCAGCCUCACUCAAAGAAAGUUUCUGAGAUGGAAGCAGCUCACAUCAGCCCAGAGCUUCCUAUUCGAUGGGUUGUUUCUGCAGACAGGACUGUUGAGAUCAAGGAGGAAGUGACUGAGCUGGGGUGUGACCAGGCCAAUGAGCGGAUCCUGCAGGAGGAAACGCCACCUUCUAGCAUCACUGAGAGAGCUACAGAUAUGAAGCUUCCUGAAGUGGAACCUGUCCCCAUUAAAGAAGAGACUCCAGAAGAUCUAGAGCCUGUCCACAUUAAGAAAGAAGUCACAGCUCUGGAACCUGUCCACAUGAACGAGGAUAGUCCUGUACUACAAUCAGUUUAUAUUCAAAUGGUUGUUCUCAAUCCUAUAACCUUAUUCAAUGUGCAGGGUUCACAAUUACAAAGUCUUGCAGUACACCAGCCACAUCACACAGGAGCUAAACCACACCACUGUAAUAAAUGUGGAAAGAGCUUCACUCAUUUGAGAAACUUUAAAAGACACCAGCGAGUUCACACAGGCGAGAAACCUCACCAGUGUAAUAAAUGUGGGAAGAGGUUCCCUGAUGUAGGAAGUCUUAAAAGACACCAGCGAGUUCACACAGGAGAGAAACCAUACCAGUGUGAUGAGUGUGGAAAGUGCUUUACUCAAUCAGGAAAAGUUAAAAAACACCAGCGAGUUCACUCAGGAGAGAAACCACACCAGUGCAAUGCAUGUGGAAAGUGCUUUACAGAAUUAGGACGCCUUAAAACACACCAGCGAGUUCACACAGGAGAGAAACCACACCAGUGUAGUGAAUGUGGGAAACGCUUCGCUGUAUUAGCAGGCCUUAAAACACAUCAGCGCAUUCACACAGGAGAGAAACCACAUCAGUGUAAUGAAUGUGGAAAAAGCUUCAUUCAAUCAGGAAAACUUAAAAGACACCAGCGAGUUCACACAGGAGAGAAGCCACACCACUGUAAUGAUUGUGGGAGAAGUUUCACACGAUUAGGAAGUCUUAAAACACACCAAUUAAUCCACACAGGACAGAAAACACAUCACUGUAAUACAUGUGACAAGAGGGUCUCUCGAUCAGAAUAUCUUAAAGCACACCAGCACAUUCACACUGGAGAGAAACCACACCACUGUAGCGAUUGUGGGAAGCGCUUCACUCUAUUAGGAAAUCUUAAAAAACACCAACUAAAUCACACAGAUGAGAAACCACACCGCUGUGAUACAUGUGAGAAGAGCUUCUCUCGAUCGGAAUAUCUUAAAGCACACCAGCGACUUCACACAGGAGAGAAACCACACCACUGUAAUGAUUGUGGGAAGAGCUUUACUCAAUUAGGAAAUCUUACAAAACACCAACGAAUACACACAGGAGAGAAACCACACCACUGUAAUUAUUGUGGGAAGUGCUUCACUCAAUCAGGAAAUCUUAAAAAACACCAACGGAUACACACAGGAGAGAAACCACACCACUGUAAUGAAUGUGGAAGAAGUUUCACUCGAAUAGACAACCUUAAAAUGCACCAACGAAUUCACACAGGAGAGAAACCACACCACUGCAAUGACUGUGGGAAGAGCUUCACUGAAUUAGGAAAUCUUAAAAUACACCAACGGAUACACACAGGAGAGAAAUCUCACCACUGUAAUGAAUGUGGGAGAAGUUUCACUCGAAGAGACAACCUUAAAAUGCACCAACGAAUUCACACAGGAGAGAAACCACACCACUGCAAUGACUGUGGGAAGAGCUUCACUGAAUUAGGACAUCUUAAAAGACACCAAUUAAUUCACGCAGCAGCGAAACCCUGAAUGUUGGGAAUUAUUUCAUCUGGUGGGACACAUAAGAACAUAAGAAAGUUUCCAAACGAGAGGAGGCCAUUCAGCCCAUCUUGCUCGUUUGGUUGUUAGUAGCUUAUUGAUCCCAGAAUCUCAUCAAGCAGCUUCUUGAAGGAUCCCAGGGUGUCGGCUUCAACAUUCCGGCGCCUCCUCAAGACUCACCUCUUCAAACAGCACCUGUAGAACUCCUCUGUUUGUAUCCUGGGACACUAUCACCCUUCAUUUAAAUGUGCUUCAUUUUGCUCUUAUCUGCCCCCUAUUUUACUGCAUAUAACCCUGUACUUCAGAAUACUGAAAUCUGCCAAAUGUUUAACAUAGUAUUUUGUACUUAAUCAUUUCCUGAUGUAACUAUCACUAUUUAAUCAUAUCCUGAUGUAACUUUCACUAUUAUCUGCUGUAUUAUUGAAUUGUGGUUUGUCACACUUGAACAAAAAUUAUUGUAUUUCUUGCUCUUAUUGUAUUACUUGUAACACUUGAAAUGUAUUUUCUUGCGAUUGUAAGUCGCCCUGGAUAAGGGUGUCUGCUAAGAAAUAAAUAAUAAUAAUAAUAACAACAUUACAAAACCAGGAAAUUCUCACAAGACAAAAACCCUGUUACUCAAGAGAUUAAUGUCAUUAAAAAACUAUUCAUAAAACUUGUGGAGUUUAAAAUCUUUUUCUUAACAAACAAGCUUCAUAAAAUUAGUAAUAAUAAUAAAAAUCCUUCACAGACUCCUCAGACAUGUUUACUGCACAGGCUGCUUUUACACUUUGAAACAGACAAGAGGAUACCAUUCCGGUCAGAGACAUCAGAGCUUCAAACGAAACAGACACUUUGAACACAUUCCAAAGAGGGAGACACUAUUUCACCCCCUCGCUGGUAAGAGAGAGACGUGCCCGGAUGUUUAUCUCGUGGAAGAUGUUGCUUUCCGAUAUCCCACUGACUGAGACUGCAAACAUGAAUUACUACAGUAACUAUUGACUGCGACUUGGCUUCUUCAUGUCUAAACCCCUGGAGCAAGGUGUAAACGCUGGGCUUCUCUUUGCAUCCCUCCAGGCUGGACCGCGGAGCAACGCCCAUCGCAGGAUUGGUAUUCUUCUUACUCCUUCAUAAGACUGCUUUAGUUCUUCAAAAGAGACUGAAACAUCCCUCUAAAUCAAUUACACAAUUUAUCGAGUCUGCAGUGCAUCACGUAGAAUUAUAAUGCUGUUUAAAUGCUUGUAAGGAUGUGUUUUCACUUCUACCCUGAUCGUUUGCUGUUGAACCUUGUUAGUAUGUUUUAUUAAAGAUGGUUUUAAAAUAAGUAAAUACUAAAUAUAGUUAGGGCUUCUGAUUUUCGGUUUUAACCGAUAAAACCCGAUUAAAACACUCCUGAUACAAAAAAAUAGCCAAUAAACACUGAAAUGUUUAAUCAAUUCACGUUGACUUUACCCUUUUCACACUAUAAAAUAAUAAUAAAUACAUUUCUCAGUGCUGCUGGGCAAUGUCCCGCCUUCCUGACUUGCAUCCAUCAUUGAUUCGUUCUGAAUACUUUAAACCCGCCCCAACUACUGAGUGACAGCACGUUCCUACAUUUCUAUUGGAGACUCCGCUUGAGAGAUUUAAAACAAGAUUAAAAUCAGGGUGCAGGCUUAGCGGGAUUUCAAGCUGUAUUACAGUUAAGAUACGAAGGAUUUAAAACAGAAUUGUGGUGAAUUGUACAAAGAUGCCUCCACACAAAAACCCCAGAAGAAUGUGCCGUGACCAGAGGGAUUUCACUGUGGAAGACAGCAAAGGAAAGAAGGAACUUAAGUGUGCAAGUACUGUCCAGUUAGUAUACAUAUUUUGACACACACACACACACAAACGCUCAAGCAUUUUGGAAAGUAACCGAAAACACUAAUUUCAUAGAGUACAUCAAAAACGAAAGCCCCGAAAAAAACAAUCUACAUAAAACUCAAAAAUAGCUAAAAAUAAGCACUGAAAAAUACAAUUUAUAAAACCCGAAAAACAGAAGCUCUAAAUAUAGCACAGGUGUAGUAUGUGUAGGUGGUGCUUGAUGUAGGUGUUUCUGAAGUAUUGCUCAUAUCUAGUAGUUUUUUUUUCUUCAAAGCAUUUGGCUUCUGAAUAAACUUUAUUUUCUCAAGUAGUCCUAUUCUUUGACUUGGUUUGUUAAACAUCACUAUCAAGCAUUUAGUGGAACCCAAGACAUUGUUAAACUGAGCCAUUCUAAUAUAACAAUAUCUCACAUGUUUGAAGUAAAAAUACACAUUCACACCCGAGUAAGAACCUCGGAUCCUGCUGAAAUAAGAAACUGUAUUUUAACUUGGAAUAUGUGUGUUUGUGGUGGACCAAUUAAACCUGAGACAUAAUUAAUACAUUUCCAUCACAUUAACUUAUUAAAACCAAGUGAACACGUGUGAAUGCAGCAUUUUAAAAUGUAGAUAUUGUUAAAACAUUUUCAUUUGCUUCAGUAAUUUGUUAUAUUGCUAACUUGUAAGAUCUAUGUAUCCCAAGUUAUUAUGCAUACUGUAUUUAAAACAUUUAAUUAAUGCUAUGAUAGGUUGAACAUUUUCUGACUUAAUACGUGCGAAUAAUGCAUGACUGCAAAGUGAGUUACCUUUUGUUUUGAUGA
Molecule: messenger RNA, 5177 nt
Organism: Acipenser ruthenus (sterlet)
Lineage: Eukaryota; Metazoa; Chordata; Actinopteri; Acipenseriformes; Acipenseridae
Product: zinc finger protein 271-like
Exons: 3
Coding region: 800-2557 (585 amino acids)
Biological process (GO): regulation of immune system process; regulation of cytokine production; negative regulation of transcription by RNA polymerase II
Source: RefSeq, a predicted model, not a curated record